GUGUUGUCUUUUAAUGGAGGAAAGAGAAAAAGCAGACUUUUCUCUUACUCUCUCUUUUCUCUUUCUUCCUUUCUCUCUUCCAAAAUUCUUUUUCCAGAUCUAAAUCUCCUUUCUUCUCUUGUUCUUCAUUUUUUUCUCCAACAAUCGAUGAAGAAAUUGCAGCCUCCCACUUCAAAUUCGGUGACGCUCCAAAUCCUUCUACUCUCAAGCUGCUCCUUCCUUCUGUUUUUUUCUUUUCUCGGCCUCAAAAUCGAUGAUGCUCCAUAUUGUCAAAGAGGGGACAGAUCUAGUCAUGAGUUUUAUCAUGGUGGUAGUGGGUGGUAAUCGACACCAGUUCCGAGAAAGAAGAGUUAGAAGACAAUGAAGGGAGAGAAGAAAGUGAAGAAAGUCGUAAUUGUAUAUAUAUAUUGAGAUUACCACACUAUAACAUAUGGUAAUGUGUCCAUACCAUAUGGUAAUGUAUGAUAACGAAAUGUAUUUUUAUGAAUAUCAUGUUUUUACUAUGGUCGUAGAGGGUUGUAAUUAAAUUUACAUGGUUUUACCUUCUCAUACCAAGUGGUAUUAUAUGGUAAUUAUAAUUAAUUUGUGGU
Messenger RNA from Linum tenue, 590 nucleotides. The record is from the annotation of a GenBank genome assembly. NCBI's taxonomy places the organism in Eukaryota, Viridiplantae, Streptophyta, Magnoliopsida, Malpighiales, Linaceae.